GCACCGCAGGUACCCAUGCAGCCCAUGUCAUGGGGCGGAUACUAUUAUAUGGAUCCAUAUCAACCACAACCUCCUUGGGGGUAUUAUGCUAUGCCCUCCCAACAUAUGCACCAACAGCCUCACCCGCAACAUGUCCCUCAUGUCACCUCUCCCCAUCAACCUGGACCUCUUCCCCUGUCACCUCGCCCCGCAGACCCCCAACUACCUGGCACACCAACCACGGCACACGCUAUCCCGCACCCCCCUCAUACACCUCAACCGCCUCCCUCCAUGUCUUCCCCGCCGCCCACACCUUCCACACCUCCUUAACACGAACGUCUGCGACUUUGUUCCUGGUGGACGCUCUAUAUCCAAGGUUUCCAUCAAGAUACAGGAUGACAUAGAGGCGACGCUUGAUGCUCCCAAGAAGCACAGUUCCCAACCACCGACCGUUCCUACUCCACCUGUUGUGACCAACCGAUGGCAACCUUCGGUUUCAGUACGCAUCGAGAGUGAGGAAUCGAAACGGGCGCGAGAGGAGAAUGCAUUGAAAGAGCCUGUGGUGCAGCCAAACUCGACGCUACAGCUAUAGCCUCAACCUCAGGUACAGACGGUGACGCAACAACCUGCACAAGAAAACUGGUUAUUGGGAUAAUUUUUGCCUUGCACUCUGGUGCUCCCGAUCCUCUUUUACUGUUCAGCCUGCUACCUCGU
Suillus subalutaceus is the source of this 693-nucleotide messenger RNA. RefSeq lists its product as uncharacterized. The transcript is spliced from 2 exons. Lineage: Eukaryota; Fungi; Basidiomycota; Agaricomycetes; Boletales; Suillaceae. The record is from RefSeq and is a predicted model, not a curated record. The coding region runs from base 86 to 571 and encodes 161 amino acids.